GUAGGUAGUGACGCGAUGUGGAACAUAAACAACAAACAAUGGGCUGUCGGUUAUGGACCGUGUGAAGUACUUUAACCGACAGAAGCUAUUUGUUCGGGAAACUGUUUCACAUUUGAGAACUAUUGCGAGUUUCGGCUGUGACGUAUUUGACGCAAGGACAACCAUGAGGCUCUGCUACCCCUUAUUGAUAUGCCUGGUCCUAACCAUGUCCUCAUCUUUCAUAAUUUCAUCCAAACACAUGUGGACCAAAAUGAUCCUCACCCAUCACUGGCCAACCACUUUCUGUUCGAUGGAGCACUGUCAAAGCAACAUUAGCCAGUGGACACUACAUGGAUUCUGGCCAGAUGGUGGCGCUUUCUGCAAUUCUUCAUGGCAUUUCAACUCUUCCGAAAUAGAGGACCUGCUCCCAGACAUGAAGACGAGUUGGCCUGACUUGUUUGAUCCCUUGUCUAAUGACUUCUGGAAAUAUGAGUGGAAGAAACAUGGUACGUGCGCAGCCAAAGCCAUUUCUCUGAACAGCCAACAUAAAUACUUCAGCAAGGCACUGGAUCUGUAUCAUACACUGGAUUUGGACAGCAUCCUGAAGAAGUUUUCCAUCACGCCUUCUCCACAAUACUAUAAUUUUUCAUACAUUGAAGGAGUAAUAGAAAACUUCUACCACGUCAAACCUAAGAUCCAGUGUGGCCAUUCAACAAAGAAUGACAGUUUCCAGGUUUUGGGGCAAAUUGAGUUGUGCUUCAACAGUAGUUUCGCCCUGAUGGACUGUGAGAAACAAGUUUCCACGGAAUCUGAUCCUGAUAGAGGUUGGGACUAUCCCAUGAAUGUUGACAAGGGAUCAGGGUUAUCUGUGUGCAACCACGAUGUGCCAGUUUACUAUCCACCUGUUGAAUAAUACAAAAAACCCAAUAUUUUCACAAAUUGAAAUUGAACAACACACUAUGAUGAUGAUUUUUUUUUUUAUUCGAAUGCAUUUAAAUUCUAACUGUGACUUGAAUAAAAACUGCCUUUGAUUGAAAUGUUCUUUUUACGUCCUACAAACCAGGACGCACACUCAGCCACACUCCACUGUCACUUUGUGCUUUGCUGGAAUUAUAUUCCCGUCUGACUCUUACAAGUAGAUAAGACUGCCAGUGGGUAGCAUGGGUUUCUCUGCAGCACAGCAGGGGCAUUAUGGUAAUUUCAAGUCAGGACGGGCAGGGAGUUUAAUAUGCUGCACAUUUAUAAAUCUUCGUAGUGUGUAUUUUUUUUAUUAUUGGUAGGCAUAUUUAUUUCUGCAUUGCUACAUGUGCCUAUGUACCACCUAUUGUGUGUCCUCUCUCCUGUUUUGGCAGGGGUGUUUGGAUUUCUUUGUAUAUAGUAAUGCAUUUUUGUUUUGUUUUGGUUUUGUUUUCAGAAUC
Molecule: messenger RNA, 1397 nt
Organism: Haplochromis burtoni (Burton's mouthbrooder)
Lineage: Eukaryota; Metazoa; Chordata; Actinopteri; Cichliformes; Cichlidae
Gene: rnaset2
Product: ribonuclease T2
Exons: 10
Coding region: 53-892 (279 amino acids)
Biological process (GO): RNA catabolic process
Cellular component (GO): extracellular region
Molecular function (GO): RNA binding; ribonuclease T2 activity
Source: RefSeq, a predicted model, not a curated record